This is a messenger RNA of Dovyalis caffra, 885 nucleotides long. Lineage: Eukaryota; Viridiplantae; Streptophyta; Magnoliopsida; Malpighiales; Salicaceae. The record is from the annotation of a GenBank genome assembly.
AUGUAUCUUAUAAGAAGGCAACCACAUACUCAGCUGGAGAAUGGCCCUUCAGAACGAGUUGCAAAGGUUGGUGAACUCAGAGCUGCUCUUGGACCUCUAUCUGGUCGUAGUUUACAGUACUGCACUGAUGCUUGCUUGAGGAGAUAUUUGGAAGCUCGGAAUUGGAAUGUUAACAAGGCAAAGAAAAUGCUGGAAGAGACCCUGAAGUGGAGAUCAACUUUUAAGCCUGAAGAAAUCCGCUGGCACGAAGUAGCACAUGAAGGCACUACAGGUAAAAUCUCAAGAGCAAAUUUUCAUGAUCGAUCUAGGAGGACUGUUCUUAUAAUGAGGCCAGGGAUGCAGUCCACAAAAUGUACUGAAGACAAUGUCCGCUAUAUGGUCUAUCUUUUAGAAAAUGGAAUCCUUAACCUUGCUGAGGGUGAAGAACAAAUGUCAUGGUUGAUAGACUUCACUGGAUGGUCCUUGAGCACCAAUAUUUCUCUCAAAAUUUCCCGUGAUUGCAUCAAUAUUUUGCAAAACCAUUAUCCCCAAAGGCUGGCCAUUGCAUUCCUUUAUAACCCACCAAGAAUUUUUGAGGCAUUCUGGAAGGCUGUCAGGUACUUCUUGGAUCCAAUAACUUUCAAGAAGGUGAAGUUUGUUUACCCAAAAAAUAAAGAUAGUUUGGAGCUCAUGCAGUCUUACUUCGAUAUGGACAAUCUUCCAAGCGAGCUUGGAGGGAAAGCCUCCCUCAAGUACGACCAUGAGGAGUUCUCACGGCAGAUGGUGGAGGAUGAUGUAAAAACUGCAAAGUUCUGGGGAUUUGAUGACAAGUCAAGUCACAUUGCUAAUGGCCAUUUACCGCAGCUGGCACCACUGCCAGCUCCUCUUGCAAUAACAGCUAGCUAA